AUGGCGCCUUCCGUUGACCACAACUUUCACGACGGCUACUUUGACCUGGGAUCGUUCAGUCGUCCCGUUACCACCAAACACAAGGAGACGCAGCGCUGGUUCGAUCGUGGUCUAACUUGGGCUUACUCCUUCAACCACAAGGAAGCUGCUAAGUGUUUCGAGACUGCCAUUUCAUAUGAUCCUGAGUGCGCAAUCGCCUACUGGGGCCUGGCAUUUGCCUCUGGGCCGAACUACAACAAGGCCUGGGAGCUCUUUGACAAGCAGGACUUGAUUGCAUCUGUGCACAAGACGUACGAUGCUUCCCGCCGAGCUAUGGAGCUUAUCAAUAAUGCUUCGCCGUUUGAGCGCGCUCUGAUCGAAGCGACACAGCCUCGAUAUGAACGCGAACACGAUGUCGAUUGGGACCGAUACAGGGCCCGGAACACUGCCUACGCCGACGCCAUGAAAGUCUUCUACGAGAAGUACCCUGAUGACUUGGAUGCGUGCACGCUCUACGCGGAUGCGAUGAUGAACUUGACUCCAUGGAAGCUCUGGGAUCUGCACACUGGCGAGCCAGGCAAGGGAACAAGGACGUUCGAGAUCCAAGCUGUCCUUGAGCACGGAUUAAACCUCAAGGGCGCCCGCAACCACCCUGGUAUUCUCCACAUGUACAUCCAUUGCAUUGAGAUGAGCCCUUUCCCCGAAAAAGGGCUAAAUGCAGCGGAUCACCUGCGGAACUUGGUGCCAGACGGCGGACACAUGCACCACAUGCCCUCGCACUUGGAUGUGUUGGUUGGCGACUAUCGCCGCGCAAUGGCAGCCAACUAUAAUGCCACGAUCGCAGACGAGAAAUUCGUCGCCAAGAAUGGUGCUAUGAAUUUCUACACCUUUUACCGCAUGCACAACUACCAUUCUUUAAUAUACAGCGCUAUGCAUGCCGGAAAGAAAGUCACUGCCUUCGAAACCCUUGACCGCAUGGAGGGCACUCUUCCGAUCGAGUAUCUCCGGGUCGAAUCACCCCCAAUGGCCGACUGGCUUGAGGCCUUCUUCGCGGUUCGUGCCCACGUUAUGAUCCGCUUUGGUAUGUGGGGCGAUAUCCUCUCCAUGCCAUUGCCGGAGGACCAGGAGCUCUUCUGCGUGACCACGGCUACCCUGCACUAUGCGAAGGGAGUUGCUGCAGCUGCCACGGGCAACAUCCCCGUGGCCGAGGAGCACCGCCGUUUGUUCCAGACUGCGUACAAGCGCGUCCCACUGUCGCGCAAGGACUAUCCCAACCGUUGUGUUGAUAUCCUCGGCGUCGCAGAAGCGAUGCUGGACGGCGAGCUCAACUACCGGAAAGGGAACUAUGAGUUGGCGUUCGAGCAGCUGCGCGAGGCCAUUCAUCGCGAUGACAACCUAGUCUACUCUGAACCCUGGGGCUGGAUGCAGCCUGUUCGCCACGCGUACGCUGCUCUCCUUUUGGAACAGGAUAGGGUUGAGGAGGCGGCAGAGAUUUACUGUGAUGACCUGGGACUGAACGGCACUUUGGCGCGGGCGCAUCAGCACCCGAACAACGUCUGGGCGCUUAAGGGAUACCAUGAAUGUUUGCAGCGGUUAGGCCGCGAUAAGGAGGCCAAGCUACUUGAGCUGUCGCUGAAGACUGCUCUUGCGGUUGCAGAUAUCAAGGUCGAAUAUUCUUGCUUCUGUCGGGCUACCACUCCUAAUAAAGCAGAGACGUGUUGCAGGUGA
Aspergillus udagawae is the source of this 1707-nucleotide messenger RNA. RefSeq lists its product as uncharacterized. Gene Ontology annotation, cellular component: intracellular anatomical structure. Bases 1 to 1707 code for a protein of 568 amino acids. Gene Ontology annotation, molecular function: protein binding. The transcript has a single exon. The record is from RefSeq and is a predicted model, not a curated record. NCBI's taxonomy places the organism in Eukaryota, Fungi, Ascomycota, Eurotiomycetes, Eurotiales, Aspergillaceae.